AAAUUUGGCCCAUCUCUAUGCGGUCGUGCCAUCUCCAAUUCGCACGCGGCAGUGUGGCCGAAGCAGCGCGCAAUUUCAAUCCUGCACGGGCAGCUAGUAUCGUAUAUCUUUCGUGCAUUUCUUUAAUUUACCUGCAGUUCCGUUCCGAAUAACAAAACUAGAUCAAUCAGUUCGAUUGAAUUUUGACUACUCGCUGUCACAGCAGAACGCAGCGCAGGCGGAAACCUCUGGUGUUCGACAUUUAUAAUAUUUGCCGUACCGUGCGACUUUCACUUUUUACAAUUCGCACAAGAAUAACAACAACAACGACGGCAGCAGCACUAGCAAUAGCAGAAACAAAAGCAGCAACAACAGGGACAGCCAGCAGCAACAAAAGCAAAAAAAGAAGAGACGAAGGCGAAGACGAAGAGCGAUGAGUGUGGAAAAUACCAGAGCGGACAACAUCAGGCCACAGAGUGCAGCGAGAAUUGUUUAAGAAUCAGUGGAUUGCACGGCAAAUGCAAAGCGAAAAAACAAUAACAAACCAGCACAACAGGGCCGCCUGUGCGUGUGUGCGUGAGCGGUAGAGGGUGUGUGUGCGUGUGCCUGUCGUGUGUGCUCCAGCGAGAGUGCGAGUGUGUGCGUGAGUACAUUGAGUACAUUUCGGUGCCCCCAAAACUUUGUGUGUGUACGUGGUUUGGAUUGGAUUCGCUGCCAAAUUGGGUCAGCUCGCAGAAAUCCACCAUGGAGAGCAGGACCCAAGUGAAUCAGUCAAACCAGCAACAGCAGCAGCAACAGCAGAGGAAUCGCCUGCCCUCCUCACCAAGUCCACCGCUGAGUGUCAGUCUCACUGGCGGUCCAAAUGCCAACACAACCUUGAUGGGCCUUGAGCAGGAUGCAGUGCCCUCGUCGCAGCUGGGCAGGAACAACAAUAACGGAGGAGGCCACCAUCGCAGUCACAGCAUCACCAAUGCGGCGACCACAUCAUUUGCAAAUCUCCUGGACGGAUUUACGGCGCGCGUCUCCACAGCGGUGAGCGUGGCAGGUGGUACUAAUAUGCUAAUGGACCGGAGCAGCCAGAGCGCCGCCAGCACACCAGGAUCAACCCAUUCGAUAGCCAGCCUCACCAGCAUGGGCUCACUGGGCACCACGGCCAAUGCCCUCUACUCCUCCAUCGGCAGUGCCCUCAACUCCAUCACCUCACCCAUUCAGGCAGCUGCGGCGGCGGCCACGGCCACAACUACCGAGGUGGUGGUGGCGGCCGCCUCUGUGAUCACCAACCACCUCAGCUCACCCACCAGCGGCACUCCGCCCCACGGUCUGGAUGCGGAUGAGGGCGACGACGAGUGCGACGACUGCGAGGAGGACGAAGACGAUCCGGUGGAUAAUGACGGGCACAUUGCCGCCCCCACGCCCAACAAAAGCUGGGCCGAGAACAAGCAAGUGGUGCAAGAGAUACGCAAGAAGAUGUGCAACCUGUCCUCCAUGGUGCCCACCAAUGUGCAGUUCCGACACUUGUCAGAUGGACGUGCCAGGUGCUACUUCCUCGGCACUCCACCACAAAGCUGGGAGACUACGCUGCUCUUUGCCGACAUAAACCUAACGCAGUCGGAAGGGCAGCAGUUAUUAGUUCAGCGACUGGAGGGGAUUGCUUCCGAUGAGUGGAGUCCCACUUUGAAUGCAGGAUCCCCCACGAGCAGCGGCCAGCAACCGGCCUUUCUUUUCAAUUCCCUGCCCAGGCCUAGACUCCCAUGGAGUCCAUUACUGCAGCAGCCAAUUCAAAGUAGUGGAGGCGGCGGAGGCAGUGGAUCGGCCAGUCCCUAUGCCCGGGAGUUUCAACUACUACAGGAGCGGAAACGCCUCUCAGCCUGGGGCAUUACCUCCUACGAGUUGCACAAGCCCUCGGGCAAACUGGUUUUUCCCUGCUUCAACGACCUAUACCAAUGUCUGGACACAGGAUACAAUUCUGGACUGUUAUUUCCCACACAGCUACGCACCUGCCCGCAAUGGACGGCUGUGGAUCCGCAGAUUUGUCCGCAGAACUCCGACAUGAUAGCCUACAUCUGUGGCUGCGACCUGUUCGUCACUCACACGCUGAGCGGGCACGAAAAGCGUCUCACUUACACGUCCACCGGGCGGCAUUCGUAUGUGGACGAUGCAUUGAGUGCCGGUGUGCCCUCCUACGUGAUGCAGGAGGAGUUUAGCCGCUACCAAGGCUUUUGGUGGCAGCCACAUUCCAAUGACGGUAUUUACCGCAUUGUCUACGAGGAGGUGGAUGAGUCUGAGGUCUCCGUGUACACGUUUCCAUCAUCGACGGCCGUGCACGGCAGGGUAGACGAGUACCGCUUUCCCCGCACCGGUAGCCCGAACGCCAAGUCUAAGCUCAAGCUGGUUCAGUUCGUACUGAACGAGGCACUGCAGGUCAGCGAAAUUGCCAUCAAGGAUUUGCCCUACUCCCUGUUGGCUGUUUUCAGCUGGUUAGAAUACAUUGUGCGUGUCGGCUGGACACCGGAUGCUAAAUACGUAUGGGUGCAGGGAUUGGAUCGGAAGCAGCAGCGGCUGGAUGUAAUCCUUAUUCCACUGGAUAAUUUCUGCGAGUCCUACAGCAGUCAAGUUUCAACGCCGACCGACUCAAUAGGCGACCACAGCUGGCGCAGUCUGUACAGUCGCACAAUCACACAACUGCAGGUUAUAUACACGGAACGCUCGGACAGCUGGAUUAAUGUACAUGAUAUGCUUCACUUCCUGGAUCUGACGGAUACAAGCGUCACCUUCCUGUGGGCAUCUGAAGAGACUGGUUUCCGCCACCUUUAUUUGGUGACCGCCAGCCUGCUGUUGAGCCAAGCCAACGGACAGCCAGAUCCUGGAUCCGCCGGUGCGCAGCCGAGUUUCGUGGAACAAUCGGCACUGCAACCGCGCAUCCUCAACAAGGUGGCCUUGACCAGCGGUGAGUGGGAGGUGCUGGCCAGGAACCUCUGGGUGGACAAAGCCAACAAGUUGGUGUACUUUGUGGGACUUCGAGAUACGCCGCUGGAAAAACACCUCUACGUUGUAAGCCUGGAGCGACCCGAACACAUUCGCCUGCUCACGGAGCCAGGUUACUCCUACCUCGUGGAAUUCGAUGAUCAAUGCCAGUUGAUGCUGCUCGUUUACUGCAACAUCCAGCGACUGCCCAGUUGCAAGGUGAUGCGCGUUAACCAGACAUGCUCGAACGGUGGAGUCAACGGCAUUCAGAUUUCACUUGUUGGCUAUCUCCACGAAGGCGGAAAGCCGGAGCCGCAGUACUGUCCGCAAAUUUUUUCUCCGCAGCUACCGUCGGGAGAUAUCGUGUAUGCCAUGGUUUUUAAGCCGCACAAUUUUGAGUUGGGUGUCAAGUAUCCCACGGUGCUCAAUGUUUACGGAGGACCCGAGGUGCAGACAGUGAACAACACAUUUAAGGGCAAACAUCAAUUGCGGAUGCAUAUGCUGGCCGCCCAGGGAUAUUGCGUCAUCUGCAUCGACUCUCGAGGUUCGCGGCAUCGAGGCAAGCGAUUCGAAAGUCACAUUCGUGGUCGGAUGGGUCAGGUGGAGCUGACGGAUCAGGUGGACGCGCUGCGCAGCUUGUCCGACCAGCUGGGCUACAUUGACAUGGAUCGCGUGGCCAUUCACGGGUGGUCAUACGGUGGCUAUCUAAGCCUGAUGGGCCUCGUUCAGUAUCCGAAAAUCUUCAAAGUGGCCAUUGCCGGAGCGCCGGUCACCAACUGGGAGUAUUACGACACGGGCUACACGGAGCGUUACAUGGAUAUGCCACAAAAUAACGAGGCCGGUUACUCUGCCGGUUCGGUGCUGGAAUACGUAAACUCUUUUCCCGAAGAGGACAAGCGCCUGUUGCUCAUUCACGGCCUGAUCGACGAGAACGUGCACUUCUGCCAUACCUCGCGGCUGAUCAGUGCUUUGAACAAGGCCAACAAGCCGUACGAGGUGCAUCUGUUCCCCGAGGAGCGGCAUUCGUUGCGUAACCUGGAAUCGAAUAAAAACUACGAAACAAAAUUACUGUCAUUCUUGCAAAACUUAUGAGAUUCGUAAAUGCCGACGGCCCAAACAAGAUCGCCUGCUCAGGCAUCACAACUAGCCCCGCCCCACGCCCUCGCCCCUUCGCAAUAGUUUUUUACAUCAUUGUCUUUGUUUUUAUUUAACUUUUUGUUGUUCGAACGAUUGUUUUUAUUAGAUAAAGAAAAUGAGAGCAAACGAAAUUUGUAUCAUAUUUUUAGCAUACUUAAGUUAUAAACGUACGCAGUUGUAAGUAUAAUGAAAAGUUGAAUGAAUGAAAGUUUACCCAACCACCUGCCUCUUCCCACAUUAGACUCCAGAUCAAGACCAAGCAGCUUACUGUAAUUAAUUUAUACUUAGUGUUCUACCCCACACGUCAUACUCUUAAUUAUGUUGUAAUUGUGUUCUAUAUCCGCAAAUGUAAAUUUAUCCUAUCAAUAAUUAUAAGUUGUGUUUUAGUGCGUAUGUACGAUGUGUGACUGUCUGCGUAAGUGUUUCCCACAAAAGCGGAAGAAAAAAAACCUUAAACUUGUCAUGCCUUUGGGGCAGGCCAUCAAUUAAUGUUAGUUCUACGCAUGCAUAUAAAGAUAUAUCUAUUCAAUAAACCUGUAGCAAGUCGUAUGCAUACUUGAUUGAGUUUUUAGAAAAACCACGUUUGGCUAAAUCAACAAAAACUGAAUUAAAUUUAAUAUUAAUUAUGCCUAUAUAUAAUCAUUAGUUUAACAACUUAUACAUGCAAACGUAUAUAUACAUAUAUUUUGUUUAACAU
Molecule: messenger RNA, 4777 nt
Organism: Drosophila erecta
Lineage: Eukaryota; Metazoa; Arthropoda; Insecta; Diptera; Drosophilidae
Product: dipeptidyl peptidase 9
Exons: 8
Coding region: 724-4035 (1103 amino acids)
Biological process (GO): proteolysis
Molecular function (GO): dipeptidyl-peptidase activity; serine-type peptidase activity
Source: RefSeq, a predicted model, not a curated record